GAUGCCCUUCGAUCUGGACGGGAGCCCACAACCCAAUUCUUUCUGCUCUGUUUCUACACUAGACCACCUACCUUACCUGUACAGCAUCCAUCCAUCCAUCCAUCCAUCCAUCCAUCCAUCCAUCCAUCCAUCCAUCCAUCCAUCCAUCCAUCGUCCAUCCAUCGUCCAUCGUCCAUCGUCCAUCGUCCUCAUGAGGUAUGUCGCCAAUUGCGCAUACCUGUAACCAUCCGAAAGCCGUGUGUGUGUGUGUGUGUGUGCCCAUUCAUUUCUUACAAGGAAGCUACUUACCUAGUAGCUGCCUUAGUUUUCCCUUUCAUCCCUGACUACCAGUUCUCUCUCUCUCUCUCUCUCGCUCAUUAUUGCCGUCUUGGCCCUUUGAACAAGAGUGAUAUGAUCGGGCUGAACGGAUCGGCGCAUUUGUUUCCCUAGUUUCCUCCACCUUCCAUUUUGCAAACCCAUAGCGCUCUUUUCCCUCUCGCGUCUGGCAGCCCGCCCGCCCGUCCGAGAAAAAUCAGGUCGAGGGCCAUCGCAAUCGCUUCGCAUUUGGCAGUAGUGUAGGUCCUGAAUAUCUGUAGAGGGAGUAGCGGACGAAAAGACCUGACAGCCCCCUGGCGCUGCAGUACAUCGCAACUAAACCGCAAAGAGGUCCCAAAAUCGACCGACGACCCAUUCAGAAACUGCCCGAGUCAGCGGCCCCGGUCCACACUGUUAGCGCACACCCCUGGACCCGACUUCCCUUGGAGGAGACCCGUUCCCCGACCCCGUCCCGUACUCAGGUCUACUCUACCUACCCCGUCAAUUGAAUCCGUCUCCGACCACAAGCACGCUGCUUGCCCGCCCCGUGUUGCCCUUCCACAGUCCCUCUUCGCAUCCAGAUCCCAUCCGCUGGGCUGCGAACCUACCACAAUACACGGCACCACUUCCGUCCUCCCGUCCGUUAUCCCAAGCAGUUCAUCCUCCUGCUUGACUCUCUGAGACACCAUCACCAUCCGCUCUCUGACACGACGGGACUGGACCUUGAACACCUGCAGUACUAGGCCUGGACGUGUUCGUUAUCUGUCCGCUACCACGGCAUACAGUCCCAAGGCAGCAUCAACCCACCCGCUACUGCACUCCAGCUGCAACUCGCCUGCACCCCGACCUGCACACAACAACCGACUACAUCUGCCGCCGUCACCUUGGUAUCGGCACUGACUGCAGUCACUGCUUCUCCCUCUUCCUCGACCUCAUUCCACGAGACUCCCAAAAGACCGAGCGGGGCCUCUGUUGAGCUAGCCAUACUGUCAUUUACUCUCUUGUUGCCCACGAUUGUUCUGCAUAUACCUAUCCAGUUUUGGGUUUCCUUCCAGCGCGCACCCCCCGUUUUCCAUCCAAGCACCCGUCUGAUCCCAUCUGAGAGACGAAAGCCCACGGGCGAACACCAAGCGCGAUACACACAGGCCGUGACAAAAAAAACACCACCCACGGCUACCCACUACCCGACGAAUCGACCCUGGAGGGGCACUCCACGACCGCGUCUCGGCAAAACAUUCACCGAUUUUUGGAGGACGGAGAGGAACACACCAGACACUAAAGAGGGGGAUAUCACAGCUCGGUUCGCCGGUGAGAUUGAUAUGUCAUGGAUAACUCGUCUACGCCCCUCGCCGACUACUUCUGGAUCGCCGGCAUAGAGAACAUCACCUAUGAUGACGACAGACAGGAAGAGAGCCUCGGCGCCUCGCUGGACACGGUAGAAGACACCAUUAUCGAAGAUGGAGAGGGAGAAACCGAAGGAGAGGAUGAGCUAGGUGACGCGUCGGGCAUUUCCUCUCCACGCGCCGGCGGCCAUCCCCGCCAUUCGCGCCAGAACUCGGGGAACCGCCUGUCGGCACUCUCCAAGCUCUCUUAUAACCCGUCGCUGUCAAGUGAUAAUGACAUCGAAGGUAACACCAGAAGUAACAGAAGCAGCGCGACUAUCCGACCCCUCCCCCUCCCCAACUUGGGAAACGGUACCGGCAACGGCAACUCCAACAACGCCUCCAGCGGAAACGCCACAAAUGCCAACAACACUAACGGUGCUGGUGCUAAUGGUGUCAAUGGCACCAAUGGAAACAACAAAACUUCGCCCGCCGCGUCUCCGAAUCCUAACCAGAUACCCAUGUUCGAUGCCCUCGGCCAGAUCCCGAUCCAAGACGGCUUUCUCUCCGACCUCGACUUCGACAAGGCCCUCCUCAAGUUCGCCGCUGAGAGGGAAAACUUCCUUGACGAUCUUACCUUCAGCGCUGGCGCUAAGCUCCAGUCGAGGCCACCCAUGGUGAACCCUAGAACCGAGAAACUGAGAGUGGACGACGACCAGAGCGGCCGAAAGAGUCCCCUUAAGAGCAUCCGUGGAAGCAUCCGCCGCAAAAUUAGUUUUAGGGACAUGAGCAGUGCAAGGAAGCAGCCCAUGACUCCCAGAGCAGCCUCCAUCCGGACAACAAAGCGCCUGAGCAACUACAACUCGGUCAUUCCGCCCCCGGAACCCCUGAACGCAGAUCCCGACAUGCACCCGCUCAAGAGGCGGUUCGAGCCGGUCUUACUGGACAGGUACCCUUCGCGCGAUGCCACCGUGGACGAAUUGUCCAGGAGAGGCCGAUUCCCGGACUACGUGCCCAUGUUUGCCUUCCCCAACGACAUCCAGAUCGUUUCGUCGGACGAUCGCCCCCGCUCGACAUGGCACGGCUUUACCAUGACCUCGGAUGACAACUCCAAGAUUUAUGGAAUCUGUAUAAUCGUUUGGACCGCGCUGGACGCCGAGACAGCGGACAAGGUCGAAAAGAGAUGCGAACAAUGGCGGCAGAGGCAUAUGAGCAAUGAGGAACGCGAGUUGGCCGCAAGUUUGGGCAUUCGUUUGGCAGCGGAGCGUGCUCAUUUGUCGCAGUUGCUGUCAGAGCUGCCGUCGAUUCCUUCGGGAUCUGCUGCUAGGGAGUCGCUGGAUGAGCAGAUCAGCUCGGUCGAGGAGAAAAUCAGCUUGAUGACGGAGAUGCUGAGGCCGCUCAGGCACGGAGCGGCGUCCAAGAUUGACGGCCUCACGGCUGGCGAAACCGGCCUUUGGGUGCCGAGGGCUUACGGAAUCCUUGGCAGGGAUCCAUCCAAAAUGACAUUUUGGAAAGAAUGGCUCCGGGCUGUCACCGUACCCAUGACGGACGGUGCCAUCUUGAGGGUUCCUCCAAGCUCUCCCAAGAUCGGGCGGUGGCAGCCUCUGGAGCGAUAUGUUGUUAACCUGUGCACCGAGGCAUUUAGCCCCCUCAGCUCGCUCACCCAAGUUGAGCUGGGCGUACGCGAAUUGCGGCUUUAUGCCCGCAAGGAGGCUGCCAAUGAAUUGCCAGGAUCGCGCAACAUCGACAUCUAUGCCCUGUUCAGAUGCUUGUCGCUGGAGAACAUUGUGCUCUUGUUCGAGUAUGCUAUGUCCGAAUCUCGAAUCAUCUUCCUAUCCUCCCACACAGGCAUGUUGCACCUUGCCUGUCACGCCUUGGCGAAUCUGCUGUACCCCCUGAAAUGGGCCAGCAUCUUUAUUCCUGUGUUACCCGCCCGGCUGAUCUCAGCCCUCGAGGCCCCGUGCCCCUACAUUGUCGGCAUUGAGCGGCGGUACGAGAAUAUCCAACUACCCGACGACGACUAUGUGCUUGUGGAUCUUGACAAAGACAUCAUCGAUGCCACGGCACAGGCCGUCCCGCUCCCGCGCCAACACAGGCGGAAGCUCAUGUCUCUGCUGCAAAUCGCAGCUCCUCACAAGCUGAGGUACGGUGUGGCAACCGGCCCGCCGCCUUAUGCGAUCGAGGCUUUCCCCUAUGAUGCGUUCUCCGCAGAAAAUGAGGCGCUUUUCAACCCGUCAGCAAAGGCGAGCACUCUGGGCAAAUGGGUGACACAGAACUCAUCCACGUUUGCCGAACCAGAUCCGCCAAACAGUAUGCGCACUCCCCUGUUCAACGCGUUCUCGCAGGCGAGACCAGACUCCGGGCAUGGCCGUCCCACAACCUCAAAGUCAGGAAAAGGGAGCCCACCCUCGUCUGUAUCGCCUGUCUCGAUGCACUUCCCCCCCGCGCCCACCACACCCGUGUCGCGCAGUGACUCUGGUUUCGCUGUUGCGACAACCUUGAGAGAAAAGCGCUCGGGACACUUCGAUGAAAAGUCCAGACGUAGUUCGUCUUUUGGGAUGGAUAAGAAUGGACCACCUCACCCACCACUUCACAGGCCCAGUCUGCCUUUCUUGAUCGGGCACGCUCAGAACCUCUCGAUAUCGUCCAUCUCGAUUGAUUCGCAAUCCUCCUUUGGCGCGUAUGCCCCCUCAACUUACGCCCAGUCAACUAUUGCUGCGUCUACCAUCAUGCCCAACAUGAUGGUCCAGCCUGUCAAGAACACGGAAAACACAGUCUGGGUUGAGGGUCACUGCUUCAACUGGACUCCUAGCGAACAAGACUCCAUCUGCACUAUUUGCGAUGAUCGGUCGGAGGGCAACGGCCUCUACAAGUGCAGUGGCUGCAACUGUCUUGCCCAUAACCAUUGUCUUGGGUUUGCCUCGUUGGUUUGCCCGGCAGCUUUCCAUCCGGAUCGCGUUAGGGCCGCAUUUGUCCGUUGUAUGGCAAGCUUGCUUUACACUUAUAGAAAGCACCUCGGACGACCUACCAAGGAACAGAAGGCUAAUGGUCAGCAUUAUGCCUUUGAUAUGGAUGGGUUCAUCAGGAGUCUGCCCUACGAUCAACAGGAUUAUGCGACUAUGCUGAGGGAUACUCAAGCGUUCAACGAAUUUGUUCACGAACGCGAGAGAAUACCCCCGUCCGACCCCGCCAUUCGACUAUUUGAUGAAGUCAUCCUGGCCAAGAAGGCCCGCGGUCGCCCCGUCUUUUCCCAAGGGUUGUCCCGUCUCUCCACUAUCCGCGCCUCCCACGGCGUCUCCGCUUUUGGGCCGAGCAGCGCGAGUGCAGCGAGACAGAAUAAGAAUCCGGGGUACCUGAACGACACGACGGACCAUAUCUGGCGGACCGCCUCGGUACCGGUGCCCUCGUCGACCAAGUUCAACGACGGAGACAACUACAGAUCCAUCGUCACGCGUGUGCCGGCCAGACUGGAUCCCACUCUGAUGAAGGAACCAAGGGCAAUACAAGGGGUUCCCAGACCUGAACAGGGCCGGGUAAGAGGGCUAAUCAGGAAGCAAGUGGCCAGCAUGCUUGGACCGCCCACUCCGGAUUUCAGGGUUCCAUAGAUCAUCAGGCCAGGCAGACCGCACUAGAGGCAGCAUAUACGGCACUUUUUGUAUGGCCUGAACUGUGUCAAGAAACUUGUAGUAACUGUAUAAGUUGUAAUUUUGCGUUGUGGUUUGUGGUGGUCUAGCGCGGGGAAGGGACAGAAAGAUGCUGGUAAUAAUUAUGUUUUUCUUGGUUUUGGUUCUGCCAUCUUGCUUGGCUGUGGAAUAAAGUAGCAAAAGCGAGUGGGAGCUGGUUGGGGUUAGGGGAAGGUGGGAACAUAAGGACGGUGGCAUAAGGGAUUCAUAUUGAAUUGUUUAUUGUUUUGCUCUUUUCAUUUUCUCUCUUUUUGCCUCGAGAAACACACACACGCGCACGCACACACACACGCACACACACACACACACACACACAUCACAUCACAUCACACACUACACAUUUGCAUCCAUGGACAUGUUUCUUUUUUUUUUUUUUUUUUUUUCUUCUUUGUCUCACUUAGUACCACCCACGAUCGCACAUAACAUCCACAAGAAAGAGAGAGAGAGAGGGAGGGAGAGAGAGCGAAAUGGAGAAAGAGCAUAAACGUGCUGUGGCCCUGUCUUAGUGGCUAUAGAGAAGGCAUGCUCGGGUGGCGGUUUUUUGGCUUUUCUGAGAGGGAGAGGAAGGGAGAAGGGG
Messenger RNA from Neurospora crassa OR74A, 5876 nucleotides. RefSeq names its product dDENN domain-containing protein, variant 1. Gene Ontology annotation, cellular component: cytoplasmic vesicle. The record is from RefSeq and is a predicted model, not a curated record. Lineage: Eukaryota; Fungi; Ascomycota; Sordariomycetes; Sordariales; Sordariaceae. Bases 1619 to 5221 code for a protein of 1200 amino acids. The transcript has 3 exons. Gene Ontology annotation, biological process: regulation of Rab protein signal transduction.